Messenger RNA from Heterostelium album PN500, 921 nucleotides. RefSeq lists its product as uncharacterized. The transcript is spliced from 2 exons. Lineage: Eukaryota; Evosea; Eumycetozoa; Acytosteliales; Acytosteliaceae. Gene Ontology annotation, molecular function: protein binding. The record is from RefSeq and is a predicted model, not a curated record. The coding region runs from base 1 to 921 and encodes 306 amino acids.
AUGUAUAGCCAAGCAGUAUUGGGAAACCAUAUACAUGUGCUCGAGUAUUUAAAGCGAGAGAAUAAAGAUUCACAUAUAUUCGAGUACAUUCAUAUCCUGGAUAUAGCUGCUGACAUGGGACAUUUCGAAACACUAAAAUGGUUGGAUUCAAAUCAAAUCGGUAAGGCAUCCUAUCAUGCAAUUGACUAUGCAGCAUCCAGAGGAUUCUUUGAAAUUGUUGAAUAUCUCCAUUUCAAUCGUACCGAAGGUUGCUCUGUCGUUGCUAUGAAUGGCGCAUCAGAGAAUGGACAUCUCCAAUUGGUUCAGUUCCUUCAUACCAAUCGCUCUGAAGGUUGUACAAAAAAGGCUAUAAACCGAGCAUCUCUAAACGGACAUCUCGACUGUGUUGUUUGGUUAAGUAAUAAUAGAAGUGAAGGUUGUAGUCACAAAGCAAUUGACUACGCCUCGGAAUCAGGUCAUUUAAAAAUCGUCAAGUGGUUAUAUAAGAAUAGGACUGAACAAUCCACAGUUUAUGCAAUGAACUCUGCCGCAAAGAAUGGCCAUCUUAGUGUCAUUCAAUGGCUGCAUGAGAAUACUAGUUCCCAAUGUACCACCGAGGCUAUGGAUGGUGCUUCUCUAAGUGGACAUCUCGACUGCAUUAUUUGGUUACAUAAUAAUAGAAGUGAAGGAUGUACAGAAAAUUCAUUGAGUUGUGCAUCCUUUUUUGUUCACAAACAUGUUGUAAAGUGGUUAAUUCAGAAUAGAACCGAAGGAAAUCUUAGAACUGCUUUGUCCAAUGCCAAAAGUAAAGGACAUCAAGAAAUUAUCGAUCUUUUACAAUCACAAACAAAAUCACAACCAUCCAACUAUAACAUAAUUACUUUUCUAUUUAAAUUAAUCAAUGAUAUCUAUUCAUUUGUUAUAAUGAGAUUACUUAAUUGA